ACUGUAAGGGAUCGACCCCCCGCGCUCCCGGCCCCGCCAGCACCUCUGGCCUCCUGCCCAGCACCCGACUUGCAGCCCACUCCAUGGCCCCCGAGAUGGACCAGGUCUAUAGGUCCACCAUGGCCAUCUACAAGAGCAUCAUGGAGCAGUUUAACCCCGCCCUGCAGAACCUGGUAUACCUUGGAAACAAUUACCUGAGGGCCUUCCAUGCUCUGUCCGAGGCGGCUGAGGUGUACUUCAAUGCCAUCCAGAAGAUCGGAGAGCAGGCCCUCCAGAGCUCCACCUCGCAGAUUCUGGGGGAGAUCCUGGUGCAGAUGUCCGACACCCAGCGGCACUUGAACUCUGACCUGGAGGUGGUGGUGCAGACAUUCCAUGGAGAUCUGCUACAGCACAUGGAGAAGAACACGAAGCUGGACAUGCAGUUCAUCAAAGACAGCCGCCAGCACUAUGAGAUGGAGUACCACCACCGAGCCGCCAACCUGGAGAAGUGCAUGUCUGAGCUGUGGCGCAUGGAACGCAAGAGGGACAAGAAUGUUCGGGAGAUGAAGGAGAGUGUGAACCGGCUACACGCACAGAUGCAGGCCUUUGUGUCUGAGAGUCAGCGGGCAGCUGAACUGGAAGAGAAGCGGCGCUAUCGUUUCCUGGCCGAGAGGCACCUGCUGCUUUCCAACACCUUCCUGCAGUUUUUUGGCCGGGCCCGGGGCAUGCUCCAGAACCGCGUGCUGCUGUGGAAGGAGCAGUCGGAGGCCAGCCGCAGCCCGUCGCGCGCCCACUCCCCGGGCCUGCUGGGCCCCGUGCUGGGGCCGCCCUACCCCUCGGGCCGCCUGACGCCCACCCGCCUGGACAUGCCCCAGAGGCCCCUGGCGGAGUUCGGCUCCCCCCGCAGCCGGCACGGCUCCGAGCCCGGCGAGGCGAGGUCCGCGUCGCAGCUGGAACCAGACCGCCGGUCGCUGCCCCGGACGCCGUCCGCCUCCUCGCUCUACGCCGGCGGCAGCCCGCGCUCGCGCUCCAACUCCUUCGGCGAGCGCCCGGGCGGCGGGGGCGGCGGGGGCGCCCGGAGAGUCCGCGCCCUCGUCUCGCACUCGGAGGGCGCCAACCACACGCUGCUGCGCUUCUCGGCCGGGGACGUCCUGGAGGUGCUGGUGCCCGAGGCCCAGAACGGCUGGCUCUACGGCAAGCUGGAGGGCUCACGCGCGAGCGGCUGGUUCCCCGAGGCCUAUGUGAAGCCUUUGGAGGAGGUGCCUGUGAGCCCCAUGUGCCCCUUGAGCCCAGUGACCUCCAUGAACCCGAUGAGCCCUAUGAAUGAGUUACAUUCCAGAUCCUACCCGCUCCGGGGCAGCCACAGCCUUGACGACCUCCUGGGCCGGCCGGCCAACUCUACAGCACCGUCAGAGUACUGGGACGGCCAGUCCCGCUCCCGAACCCCGAGCCGCGUCCCGAGCCGCGCCCCCAGCCCCGCACCUACACCCUUGCCUGACAGCCGCCAAAGCAGCAUGGGCAGCCCCGGGGUGGCCAGUGACGUCAAGAAACUUACGUCCUGGGAGCAGCACCCUCCAGAGCUCUUCCCUCGGGGCACAAACCCCUUUGCCACGGUAAAGCUGCGUCCCACCAUCACCAAUGACCGCUCGGCGCCCCUCAUCCGCUGA
This is a messenger RNA of Odobenus rosmarus divergens (Pacific walrus), 1646 nucleotides long. RefSeq names its product BAI1-associated protein 2-like 2 (gene BAIAP2L2). Gene Ontology annotation, biological process: actin filament bundle assembly; positive regulation of actin filament polymerization; actin crosslink formation. The record is from RefSeq and is a predicted model, not a curated record. The coding region runs from base 84 to 1646 and encodes 520 amino acids. The transcript has 14 exons. Gene Ontology annotation, cellular component: cytosol; nucleoplasm. Gene Ontology annotation, molecular function: protein binding. NCBI's taxonomy places the organism in Eukaryota, Metazoa, Chordata, Mammalia, Carnivora, Odobenidae.